GUGUGACUGACCUACUCUAUAAGGAAAGGGGUAAAACACAAAGUGAAGAAAUGGAAGAUGAGUUUGGAAUGAUUAAGAAGACAAUCAGAACUGGAACACCAAUCAGCUGCUGUGAGACCUCAAAGCUGAGCCUCAGCCCCCGCCCACUUCUUGCAGAUUAUAUUUUCUGUUGAAAGCUGCUCUGGGUUCUCACUGGAGGGGAAAGCGACAUAUAAAUGCUUAAAGCAAGCUAACCUAAGAUCCCCAGUUUUUAUUGGAUUGUGUGUUCAUGCAUGAUACAGAGUGAAUUGUUAAAAAGCAGUCAAACACCCUACUGCCUUGAGUAAUGAGCCUGUUUCCGGAGAUUGUCCUUUAGCAACUCAAUGACUUUGUGGCAAAGGAGGUGAGGAGGGAGUGGCGUCUCAAAGAUCACAGUCAGGUAUUAAUAGUGAGCAAAGGGGAGCUCACACUGGUGUAAAGCUGUCCAACAGUCCAUGUUGUUAAUGCAGCAGCUGCACAUUGUACAUCAGUCCUAAAGCCAGACUGCAUGUAAGACAGGAUCGUUGACCAGGAGAUGGAGAAAAAUGUGCCGCAGUGGAACCCUCAGGAUGAGCACAGUUUGCUGAGUGAGGCGGAAUUAGAGAAGCUGGGCCUGAGAAAACGGGUGCCGCCACCCUCCGUCUGCAGCAGGAUUCGGAAGAUAAGGUGUUCAGGUUCAACUGCAAAGUCCUUGCUCUAUCGGCUGCUCCCCAUCCUGACUUGGUUACCACGAUACCCAGUCAAAGAAUGGCUGCUAAAAGACAUAAUCUCAGGAUUCAGCGUGGGAAUCAUGCAUCUUCCCCAGGGUUUGGCCUAUGCACUUCUUGCAGGGCUGCCUCCUGUCACUGGCUUGUAUUCAUCCUUUUAUCCUGUUCUACUGUAUUUCUUCUUCGGGACGUCUAGACACAUCUCUGUAGGCCCCUUUGCAGUCAUCUCUGUGAUGAUCGGGAGCGUGACAGAUUCACUGGAACCAAGCAGCAAGUAUUUGGUAACCAACAAUGUUACAAAUGAAACAACCAUCAAUUCUGAUGAAAGGGAUGCUGCCAGGGUACAGUUGGUGGCUGCGCUCACCUUCUUGGUGGGCAUAUUUCAGAUUGCCCUUGGCCUGCUGCAGUUUGGCUUUGUAGCUAUCUACCUAUCUGAACCCUUGGUGCGAGGCUACACCACUGCUGCUUCUGUCCAAGUACUGAUCUCUCAGCUGAAGUACAUCCUUGGGGUUGACGUGAAAGAGUAUGCAGGCCCAUUGUCAAUGAUCUAUACCUUUCUGGAAAUCUGCAAACGAGUGCCAAAAACCAAUAUAGGCACCUUGGUCACUUCACUGGUUGCCAUGGUUUGCAUUCUGCUGGUGAAGAUGCUCAAUGAUAGAUUUGCCAAGAGGAUUCCAUUGCCUAUCCCCGUUGAACUGCUCACGAUUAUCAUCUCCACAGGGAUCUCCUAUGGUGCUAAACUGAAUGCAAAUUUUGGGGUUAGCGUUGUAGGUGACAUCCCCAGUGGGAUGAGACCCCCUGAAGCCCCCAAUAUAGACUAUUUUGGGCAGAUUGUAGGCAAUGCUUUUGCCAUCGCUAUGGUUAGUUAUGUCAUUUGUAUCUCACUCGGCAAGAUCUUUGCCCUCAGACAUGGCUAUACUGUGGACAGCAACCAGGAACUGAUCGCGUUGGGGCUCAGUAACUUUGUGGGUGCCUUCUUCCAAUGUUUCAGCAUCAGCUGCUCUAUGUCCCGCACCCUAGUGCAGGAGAGCACGGGAGGCAAUAGCCAGGUAGCUGCAUUGGUUUCUUGCAUCAUCAUUCUUGUGACCAUCUUGAAGAUUGGCGAGCUUUUCUAUGAACUUCCCAAAGCCAUUUUAGCUGCCAUUAUUCUUGUUAACCUGAAGGGCAUGUUCAGACAGUUCAAAGAUAUUCCUGAACUUUGGAGAUCCAACUUUGUUGACCUGCUGAUCUGGCUUGUAACCUUCAUAGCCACCAUCGUGCUCAACCUUGACAUGGGGCUGGGGGUCGCUGUGGCCUUUUCACUUCUCACUGUCAUCUUCCGGACCCAGAUGGCCCAGUAUUCCAUCUUGGGGCAAGUGGCCAAGACAGGCAUUUACAAAGAUGUAGCUGAGUAUGACAAGGCUGAACUGAUCCCAGGUGUGACAAUUUUUCAAUCCUCUGCUACAGUUUAUUUUGCAAAUGCUGAACUGUAUGCAGGAGCCCUAAAGAAGAAGUGUGGCAUUGAUGUGGAUAACCUAAUUAAAAGAAAGAAAAAAGCUUUGAAGAAAGCAGAAAAGAAAGCCAAGAAGGAAAUCAAGAAAAAUAAGAAAAUAGCUCCUGAGGCCAUAAACGGAUAUGACGCUGGGAACAACAAUCUUGGCUUUGUUGAUAUAGACAUGGAAACAAAAUCACAGGAGCCAGGUGAUGAUCAGAAAGGUGGUAACAUAGUAGUGCCUGAACAUAAUGGAGGUGUGAAGGAUUUGAAGCACCAAAUUAACAUCCAUCCACAACCAUGCUGCAAACCUACCUUAGAAUCUCUGGGGCUCGAAAAGCCUCCUCUUCACUCUCUCAUCCUUGACUUCACUUCUGUCAAUUUUGUAGACACCGUCUGCAUAAAGACCUUAAAAAAUAUAUUUAGAGAUUUCCGGGAGAUUGAAGUAAACGUCUAUCUUGCUGGUUGCCAUGUUUCAGUCAUUACACAGAUGGAAAGAGGCAACUUCUUCAGUGAAACCAUCACCAAGCACCACCUUUUUGCAUCGGUGAAUGACGCUGUUACCUAUGUCACUAGGAAUCAGGGAGAAAAUUUGCCCCAAACUGCCACAGUCAUGACCAACACUAAAAUGUAACCAGUGAAUCCACCUCUCAAGCAGAAAAUACUCCAGCACAUUUUGAGAUGACUGACUGAACUGUUUUUGUUGAUAAAAGUGGAAAAAAUAAGGUUCAUCACCACUGUGAAUUUACUGAAGAUAGAAGUUACUUAUAAAGUGUUUGAGAAACUGUGAAGAUUGGAAGUUUAAUGUGUAGAAGUUUGAUCAAAUUCUGGAGGAAUUUUGACUCUGGAUGUUGGAGGCAAAAAAUAUAGUCAUCUGAAGUCUGAACCUACUUCAGGCACUACAGUUCCUGCCAAGGAAAAAAAACUUUCUGAUAUUGUAUAUAUUUCAUUUGUUGUUGGGGAUAUACUUUUUCAGUCAAUAAAAGGUAAUAGAUUUUCCAUUCAGCUCUAUCACUUGACUGUGCAAGUUUGCCUACAGUAUCUUAUGACUACUCUGUCACAAAGUAAAGACAGAAAACCAACUUGGAUUCCUGUGGGAAUAUCUACUUUUUUAUUCUCUCUUGGGUUGGAAUUAAAAAAGCAAGGUGUUGACUUAAGUUGCAGGUUCAUUAUUAGUUUAAUUGACAGAAAGGUUAUUCUGUUUCAUAGGUCUAAAUGCUGUAGAGAAUGGGAAGCCAUUUGCUUUAGGAAAAUACAUACAUCGCUGUGAACUCAGCUUGAUUUGCAUUCAGGGCGGAAGGUAGUCACAUAUAUAAUAAUAGAUGAGUUGAGAAGUUGUGGGAAGCUGUUGAAGUGGGGAGGACAGAUAGUUUAUAUUUUCUACCCUGGAGCCCUAAAUAUCAGUAAUGCAAGAGGUGGGGGGGAGUGGAUAAAUUAGGUUUUAUGGGGAGCCAUCCCCCCCCCCCCCAACACCAUAUAAUUAGUUCCCAAAAGUCCCUCCUGGAUGGGAGGUAAGGGUUUAUAGUGGUCAACUUGUAUGAGGAAAUCAUGCCAAAGAACAAGGAGAAAAGAACUUCUUUAAAGAGGCUGGGGUCAGCUCACAGUCAUUCAGAAGAACUGAGCUCUCUGAGAAAAAGAGGCAGGGGUGACUACUAGGGGGAAACUAGCUGUAUGACAAAUUUACUGAAACACUGUAUAGAAAGUGAGAACUGGAGCUGUCAUCUAGCUGAUAUGAAAAGCAAACUGUCUAUAAUCAAAGGUGCAGAAUUUUAAUUUUCCUGGCCAGAGGGCUGUGGGAAGGCUGGGGCUGAACCUGGUCCAGGCCCAUAAUUAGUAAUGUAUAUUGAAUUAUUUAGAGUUCCAAAAACCAUAUGCCAUCAGCAAUUUAUCAUGCGGUUUUAAAUUUUAUAUAACUGAAGGAAUAAAAAUUGAAAAAGGACAUACCAAGGAUGCCCAUUAGUUCCAUUGCUAUUUAACCUUGUAUUCAUGCUGGCCAAUAAAAUCAGGCAAAACCCAACAAUCAAAGGAAUAAACACUGAUUUAAAAUGAAAUGUUACACUGAUGAUGUGGUAAUGAUCUUUUUAAAUCCAAGUUGUUCAAUAAACACACAAUGGAACAAGUUCCAAAUUUGGAUCUUUUCAGAUCUAUAGAUUAAUAGGAAGAAGACAAAAAUAUUGAAUUUUGUAUCAAAAGAAGAAGAGAAAGAAAUUAGAGUGACUGUGAUGUGAUAUCAAAUUAAGUCAAAGAAUGGGAAAAAGAGAUAAAUAUCUGGGAAGACAAAAAGUCAAGAAUCAGAUUUAAAGCUCUUCAAGAUGAGAAAAGGAGAGAAGGAUUAGCAGUUACCAGGAUUAAAUUAUACAACCAAGCAGCAUGUUUAUCUUGGAUUGCAGAUUGGAUCAAGACUCUGAACUAGAGAUUGCAGAUUGGAUCAAGACUCUGGACUUGAAGAAGGUCUACAUACCGGUAAUCAACUGUAGAUAGAAAAUCUGGUUAAGAGAAGAAAUAAUGGUGUAAAGAAUAAUCACAACAUAAGAGAUGGACUAGUAAAGAUAUGGGAUAUCAUAAGAGAAGAAUUAGUCCUCUGUCAUCUCCAUUAAGUAUAAAGUUAUUAAAGUAUAUUAUGACAAAAAAGUGAUGAAAUAUUAUAAUGUAUCAAGAUAUCACAGAUGCUCAAGAUAAAAUUAAAUCCUGGCAAAGAAUUAUUGACGAAGGUAAAAAAAUUCAAUCGGUAAUAUUUUCAGCUUGUUUUAAGGCUGAAGAGAGAUCAACUCAACAGAAAGGAAACAUAAGAGCAUUGACAAAAUUUGGAAGGGAAACGUUGCAGCUCAAGGAACAUUUAUUACAACAAAUAUAUAAAAUUUUACUGAAACAUACAGAAACAGAGUAAGUAAAAACAUGUAUAGCUAAAUGGAUGCAAAAAUUAUUAGUAUGUGAAGGUGUCAGUAUUAUAUUUGUGUAGGAGGACAGAGGAAGUUCAUAAUUCAAUAGAGUUCAUAAUUUGGGGGGAAAUGUUUAAAAUACAAUAAUAAUUAUGACUGAAUAUCAGUUGAACACAUAAUUGGUACAACUGUACUGGCUCUUUCAUCAUAUUUAUAUUUAGAAUUGUAAUUAAGCUAAGUUUUGUACUUAGUGCUUAUUUUUGUCUGUUUAACUGGUUUUAUAUAGUUGUGUUUUUAUGAAAAAUA
Sphaerodactylus townsendi is the source of this 5381-nucleotide messenger RNA. RefSeq names its product solute carrier family 26 member 6 (gene SLC26A6). Gene Ontology annotation, biological process: transmembrane transport. The coding region runs from base 554 to 2830 and encodes 758 amino acids. Gene Ontology annotation, cellular component: membrane. The record is from RefSeq and is a predicted model, not a curated record. The transcript has 23 exons. Gene Ontology annotation, molecular function: oxalate transmembrane transporter activity; bicarbonate transmembrane transporter activity; chloride transmembrane transporter activity. Lineage: Eukaryota; Metazoa; Chordata; Lepidosauria; Squamata; Sphaerodactylidae.